Coturnix japonica (Japanese quail) is the source of this 1129-nucleotide messenger RNA. The record is from RefSeq and is a predicted model, not a curated record. Lineage: Eukaryota; Metazoa; Chordata; Aves; Galliformes; Phasianidae.
CCUCCUGUUUAUACAUUCCCUUCAAGUAUUGGAAAGGCUCAUUGAGAUCUACCCACAGUCUUUUCUUGUCCAAGCCUCAUCACCUCCAAGUUACAGCAGACAGCAGCAGCAAUAAGCCAGGAGCAGGCUGAGGAGUUGGAUGGAGGGGAAACCAAUGAAGGCAAGCGCUGGGCAGGAAUGACCACCAAAACUCCAGCAAUCAGGGAUAGAGGUGGCAGUGUGGAAGGCACAGGGAAGGGGACAGUGACAUGGGGACAAGGCUCAGCAUGCAGCCCUCAUUAGCUGAGGUUGCUUUCUGCCCCCAGAUCUCCGACGCUCUCAUCAGGAGGGUGCAUUUAACCGAGGACCAGUGGGGCAAAGGGACGCUCACACCCCGCAUGACCACGGACUUCGACCUGAACCUUGACAACGGCCCCCUGCUGCAGUCCAUCCAUCAGCUCGACUUCGUGCAGAUGAAAGUGCCGGCCCCCCCAAUCCUGCAGCUGGAGGAGUGCUGCACCCACAACAACAGUGCCACGCUGUCCUGGAAGCAGCCCCCCUUGUCGACGGUGCAGGUGGAAGGCUACAUCCUGGAGCUCGAUGAUGGCAAUGGAGGGCAGUUCAGGGUAAGUGCUGGGGGCACAGAGCCGGCCCUAUGGCACAGCACGGCCAUAAAGCAUCCAGCCAGCUGCCCAAGUCCUUGCAAGCGCUCUCCUGCGCUGUAACAGUGAGACUUGCCCAAGGAAACUGAUGGUGCAGACAAGCCAUGGGCUUUUUGGUGGCUGAGGUUACUUGAAGGGGUAGAAAUACCUUUCCAGAGACCAAUAUGACUUGCAAAUGUGAAAGACUACUUUGAAGCUCCGUCUUUUUUAGCUUGCUAAAUAUUUCCUGCAAGGUAUGCUAAUUGCCAUGAAAGUCUCCUAGCUUGCCAGCUGCCAGCAAACAGAGGUGUUCAAGGCCGGAGGGCUUUUAAAUUGCUGUAAUUACACAAUUAAAAUAUGAUAUUGCUCUGAUCCAACACGCUGAGAAUUACCCAGCUGUGCUCCCAUCCACUGCGAGUGGGCGCAGCGACUGCCCAUUGUGUUUCCUGAGUACAUCCCUGAGAAACUCAGCUGGGCAGGAGGCAGAGCAGUGAGGGCAGGAACCAUCA